Messenger RNA from Pocillopora damicornis (cauliflower coral), 614 nucleotides. RefSeq names its product methyltransferase-like protein 27. NCBI's taxonomy places the organism in Eukaryota, Metazoa, Cnidaria, Anthozoa, Scleractinia, Pocilloporidae. Gene Ontology annotation, molecular function: S-adenosylmethionine-dependent methyltransferase activity. The record is from RefSeq and is a predicted model, not a curated record.
GAACAGCUCGGCUAAGAACGUGGAUGGGAAAUGAAUUGCUUUUGUCAACGUCCUCUUCCAAGGAUCGCUUUGUCAGUCAAUCAUCAACCUUACAGAGUGGCGCAAAAGAAUGGAUGAGAAGCAGUUAAAAGCAAGCUUGAUGAAGUAUUUCGGAGAAACAACAGCAAAAGUAACCAAAGAAACAACCGAAGAUGAAAUCAAACGUAUCUAUGCUGCACGGUCAGCAACAUAUGACGAGGAACAUUCAGCGGCGCGCACUUCAUAUUUCAAGCCACUGGCCGAGUCUUUACAUAAAGCCCUUAAAGAAGUUUACCAGGACAAACCAAUGGAUCAAAUCAAGAUCAUUGACGCCGGAGCUGGGACAGGUCUGAUUGGAGUUGAGCUCAAGAAACUCGGAUACACCAACCUAUGUGCUUUGGACAUCUCAGCUGAGAUGUUAACGGAAGCAAAGAAGAAAGAGAUCUAUACUGAAUUCAUUUGCACGUCUUUGAACGGGCAGCCGAUACCUCAAAUUAAAUCUGGGCAAUUCGAUGCUUUGAUUUGUGGUGGGGCACUCAUUACAGGACGUAUCGGCUCCUCUGCUUUCGUGGAGAUGAUAAGAAUGGUUCAAACUG